This is a messenger RNA of Emericellopsis atlantica, 1944 nucleotides long. RefSeq names its product protein transport protein sec61 alpha subunit. The transcript has 3 exons. The record is from RefSeq and is a predicted model, not a curated record. The coding region runs from base 352 to 1782 and encodes 476 amino acids. Gene Ontology annotation, biological process: post-translational protein targeting to membrane, translocation; SRP-dependent cotranslational protein targeting to membrane, translocation. Lineage: Eukaryota; Fungi; Ascomycota; Sordariomycetes; Hypocreales; Bionectriaceae. Gene Ontology annotation, cellular component: Sec61 translocon complex; membrane. Gene Ontology annotation, molecular function: ribosome binding; transmembrane protein transporter activity; signal sequence receptor activity.
UCCUCCGUCCGCCACGGGAAAAAACCCAGCGGUGUUUGGUGCUAAUUAGGGGUCUCCUCUCCUCCUCCCUAAAUGGGUCACGUGUCAUCUCCACCAAAUUUCUGGACACAUCUGCCUUGGGGGUUUGCGAGCCAACCAGGUGCGUCCAAGCACUGGACCUCGACCAUUGAAGCCAGAUCGCCUUCGCCUUCGCCUCUGCCCUCCUUUAACCACCCGACGACCCCAAUCCCUCCCACUCCCCUUCGCCGCCAACAACGAGCUUCGCACCAUUGAAGCUCGGCCUCUUCAUCUUCUUUCUUUUCUGACCGGCCCAGUCUUCUUUGUUAUUGCUUGCGACACAAAUUGCCCAUCAUGUCUUCCCUACGAUUCCUUGACUUGGUCAAGCCAUUCGUGCCGUUCCUCCCCGAGGUUCAGCAACCCGAGAACAAGCCCAAGUUCGAGCAGAAGCUCAUGUGGACUGGCCUCACCCUCCUGAUCUUCUUGGUCAUGAGCCAGAUGCCCCUCUACGGCAUCGUAUCGUCCGACAACUCCGAUCCGCUGUACUGGCUUCGCAUGGUCAUCGCCAGUAACAGGGGUACUCUGAUGGAGCUGGGCAUCACGCCCAUUAUCUCUUCUGGCAUGGUCUUCCAGCUGCUUGCCGGCACCCACAUGAUCGACGUCAACCUCGACCUCAAGUCCGACCGCGAGCUGUACCAGACUGCUCAGAAGCUCUUUGCCUUUAUUCUCUCUGCCGGUACCGCCACCGUCUACGUCUUCACCGGUCUCUACGGUCCUCCUUCCGAUCUCGGUGCUGGUAUCGUCUUCCUGCUCAUUCUCCAGCUCGUUGUUGCCGGCAUGAUUGUUAUCCUGCUCGACGAGCUCCUCCAGAAGGGCUACGGUCUCGGCAGCGGCAUCUCGCUGUUCAUUGCCACCAACAUCUGCGAGUCGAUUGUCUGGAAGGCGUUCUCGCCCACCACCAUUAACACUGGUCGUGGCCCCGAGUUCGAGGGUGCCGUCAUUGCCCUCUUCCACCUGCUCAUGACCUGGGACAACAAGCAGCGCGCGCUCCAGGAGGCAUUCUACCGCCAGAACCUCCCCAACAUCAUGAACCUGCUCGCCACCGUGCUCGUCUUCGCCGCCGUCAUCUACCUGCAGGGCUUCCGCGUCGAGAUCCCUGUCAAGUCGUCGCGCCAGCGUGGUGCCCGCGGCUCUUACCCCGUGCGCCUGUUCUACACCUCGAACAUGCCCAUCAUGCUGCAGUCGGCUCUGUCCUCCAACAUCUUCCUCAUCUCGCAGAUGAUGUACUCGCGCUUCUCCGACAACCUCUUGGUCCGUCUCUGCGGUGUCUGGGAGGCCAAGGAGGGCUCCUCGCAGCUCCACGCCGUCUCCGGUCUCGUCUACUACAUGUCGCCUCCCGUCAACUUCCGCGAGGCCCUGCUCGACCCCAUCCACACGACCGUCUACAUCGUCUACAUGCUCGGUGCCUGCGCUCUCUUCUCCAAGACCUGGAUCGAGGUGUCUGGCUCCAGCCCUCGCGACGUUGCCAAGCAGCUCAAGGACCAGGGUCUCGUCAUGGCCGGACACCGCGAGCAGAGCAUGUACAAGGAGCUCAAGCGCGUCAUCCCCACUGCCGCUGCCUUUGGCGGCGCUUGCAUUGGUGCGCUCUCGGUCGCUAGCGAUCUUAUGGGUGCUCUGGGCUCCGGCACCGGUACUCUCCUCGCUGUCACCAUCAUCUAUGGCUACUUCGAGAUCGCUGCCAAGGAGGGUGAUCUGUCCGGUAUGAAGGGCAUGAUCAUGGGCUAAGAGGGCUCACCCAAGGGGGGCAAAAGGCCACCCCUGGUACUCAGUUGGAUUCGAGGCAGCUGCAAGGCUGCCGUGUAGAAUAUGCAAGAAGAUAAGGAGUCAGGAUGGUACACAAAAGGGACCGAUUGGCCGUAAUAACUUGCAUCAUUUCAUGGAGUCGGU